This is a messenger RNA of Phyllostomus discolor (pale spear-nosed bat), 7710 nucleotides long. It is a transcript of the gene TTC3, whose product is annotated as tetratricopeptide repeat domain 3. Gene Ontology annotation, molecular function: protein binding; ubiquitin-protein transferase activity. The record is from RefSeq and is a predicted model, not a curated record. Gene Ontology annotation, biological process: ubiquitin-dependent protein catabolic process. The transcript has 47 exons. Lineage: Eukaryota; Metazoa; Chordata; Mammalia; Chiroptera; Phyllostomidae. The coding region runs from base 315 to 6335 and encodes 2006 amino acids.
UCCCGCCAGCGCGGGCUGACGUGGAGGGCCUCUGGCGGCGGCUGCGGCCGCCCGCGUCCGAGGCUCGCGGGCUGCGGGCCCGGGUGAGUGCGCACCUGGUGCGCGGCAGGGCUCCUGGAUGUGUCACCUUGUCGCACUGCAUCCAAGAUGAUCGGGGAGAGGGGCCCUCCACACCCCCUCCGUGGGCGUGUGAAUCCGCUUGUCACGUGACAUGAAAAACUCUGGGAAUGAAUUGGAAUUCAUUGAAUCAAUUUGGGGAGAAUUGAAAUCUUUAAGAUUUUGAACCAUCCUGUUUGAGAACGUGCCAGUGCGCCAUGGACGGUUUCGCCCUGGAGGAGUUCGCUGACGAAGACGGCGCCUGGGGCCAAGAAGACGGCCCUUCUGCAGACGAUGGUGCCUUCGCUCCCGAGUUCAUGUCCGAUGACUAUGUUCGCGUGACUCAGCUUUACUGUGGUGCUGUGGGUAGGCAAUAUAAAGAUUACGCCAAAAGUGAGAGAAACUUAGAACUAGACAUCUGCAAUAUUUGGUGCAGUAAACCGGUUCCUGUCCUGUACGACUACUGUGACACCAUCAAAAUACACAUCUUCUGGCCGCUGCUGUUCCAGCAUCAGCACAGCUCUGUCAUUUCACGGCUGUACCCCUGUGUGGACACGGGCAAUUUUCGUGCUUCUGAGAUAAGUUUGAAGCAAUUACAACGUCUUGAGUUGAUGGAAGAUAUUGUGGAUUUGGCGAAGAAAGUUGUGAAUGACUCAUUCUUUAUUGGAGGCUUACUGAGAAUUGGUUAUAAAAUAGAAAACAAAAUGCUGGCAAUGGAAGAAGCUUUGAAUUGGGUGAAAUACAUAGGCGAUGUAACAAUUCUACACAAGUUAGGAGCAGUUGACAAUUGUUGGCCUAUGUUAAGUAUUUUCUUUACUGAAUACAAGUAUCACAUAACUAAAGUUGUGACAGAAAGCUGCAAUAUUCUUGAAGAAUUUAAAAGGCAAAAUUGUGCAGAGUGUUUAGAGCAAGGAGAAGUGAUGAAAAUGAAAGGAAAUGAAGAGUUUUCCAAAGAAAGAUUUGAUGUAGCUAUUGUCUAUUAUAGCAGAGCCAUUGAAUAUAGUCCCGACAACCACCUUUUUUAUGGUAACCGAGCUCUCUGUUUUCUCCGCACCCGGCAGUUCAGAAACGCACUUGGUGAUGGAAAGAGAGCCAUCAUCCUAAAGAACAACUGGACGAAGGGUCAUUAUCGUUAUUGUGCUGCUCUUUCUAUGCUGGGGGAGUAUGACUGGGCCCUGCAAGCAAACAUUAAAGCUCAAAAACUCUGUAGAAAUGACCCUGAGGGCAUCAAGGAUCUAAUUCAGCAGCACAUAAAGUUACAAAAACAGAUAGAAGACCUGCAAGGUGGAACAUCAACUAGGAAUCCAAUCAAAUCCUGUUACGAAAGCAGGGCCUGCACACCUAGUUCAUCAGCACCUGCGUUUAGUGCUGCACUUAACUUUGUGGAAACUGAGAGAGAUUCCAGAAAAACCAGCCACGAAAUGGCAAGCGGUGGUUACCCACAUUCAAGGGACGUAGAUGAAGCUUCAAACUCAGACGAUUGUGACUGUCCCGAAUAUGUGGCAACGUCAAGUCAACCUCCAAGACACAGAGGAAAACAAAAAUCCCGAAACCAUGAUUCGGAGGCCAGCUCUAGUUCAGAAGGGAAUUUACAAGCAGACCUGAAAACCUUUCUGGAGAGAGCGUUCUCUAAAUCUUCCCGAGCCGCACAUCAGGAUUUCGCGAAUAUAAUGAAAAUGCUGCGAAGCCUGGUUCAGGAUGGCUACACGGCCCUGCUGGAGCAGCGGUGCCGCAGCGCCGCCCAGGCCUUCUCGGAGCUGCUCAGCAACCUGGACCCUCAGAAAAUAAAGCAAUUGAACCUGGCCAUGAUUAACUAUGUCUUAGUGGUCUACGGAUUUGCCAUUUCUCUCCUGGGGAUAGGACAGCCUCAGGAGCUCUCUGAAGCCGAGGGCCAGUUUAAGAGGAUGAUUGAGUUCUACCCCAACGAGGGCCUCGACUGCUUGGCCUACUGUGGAAUUGGAAAAGUGUACCUGAAGAAAAACAGGUUUGGUGAAGCUCUUAAUCACUUCGAACAGGCCAAAGCCUUGAUUUACAGACUUCCUGGAGUGCUGACUUGGCCCACCAGCAACGUGGUCAUUGAAGAGACGCAGCCAGGGAAAAUAAAGUCGCUGUUAGAGAAAUUCAUCGAAGAGUGCAGGUUCCCUCCGGUGCCCGAUGCCGUCUGCUCCUACCAGAACUGCUGCGGGGCUUCCAAGGUCCAGAUCUACAUAACCGACCCAGACUUCAAGGGUUUUAUAAGAAUCAGCUGUUGCCAGUACUGCAAAAUAGAAUUUCACAUAAACUGCUGGAAGAAGUUAAAAACAACCACCUAUAAUGAUAAAAUUGACAAGGAUUUUCUGCAAGGAAUUUGUCUCACCCCUGACUGUAAAGGCAUCAUUUCUAAGAUUAUCAUCUACAGCAGCCGGGGUCAAGUGAAAUGUGAAUUUGAACACAAGGUCGUGAAAGAAAAGGCUCCCCCAAGACCUAUUCUGAAACAGAAAUGCUCCAGCCUAGAGAAGCAAAAACUGAAAGAAGACAAGAAAGUGAAGAGGAAGAUCCAGAAACAGGAGGCGAAAAAGCUAGCCCAAGAGAGAAUGGAGGAAGACUUACGGGAAAGCAGCGCGCCCAAGCCUGAGGAGCGGAAAGAAACCGCCGUCCGGGCGCAGCCCUACGAGCCCCUGGACGACAGGAUCCUGCAGUGCAUCAAGCUGUCCACCGACAAGAUCCAGGCCGGCGUGCGGGACGCGUCCAAGCUGCUCAAGGAGCUGCUCUCGUGGAAGGUUCUGAGCACAGAAGACUAUACAACCUGCUUCUCCAGCAGGAAUUUUCUGAAUGAAGCCGUGGACUACGUCAUCUGCCACUUGGUUCAAGAGAAGAACAGGGUCAAAACAAGGAUAUUUCUGCACGUUUUGAGCAAGUUUGAUGACAUGGAGCCAAAAUUGGCCACCUGGAUCCAGAAACUUAACAGCUUCGGCUUAGAUGCGGCCGGGUCGUUUUUCUCCCGUCACGGCGCGUCUGUGAAGGAGCUGGACUUCAGCAUCCUGACCUUCCUGUGGAACGAGAAGUACGGCCACAAGCUGCCGUCCAUCGAAGGAAAGCAGCUGGACUACUUCUGCGAGCCCACGGCGUCGGAGGACGCCCGCUUCCUGGUCUGGCUGCUGGAGGAGCACCGGGACAAGUUCCCGGCUCUGCACGCCGCCUUGGACGAGUUCUUCGAUAUCAUGGACAGCCGCUGCACCGUGUUGAGGAAACAGGACAGCAACGACAUGCCAGUUCAUACUACCAAGACCAAAAACAAAGGCAAGAAAAAGAAACUGAAAGAUUCAAAGCCCAUGUUAGUUGGCUCUGGAACAAGCUCCGUAACAUCUAGCAAUGAGGCCGUCGCUUCAGGUGGAGACCUUAAGAGCAUCGUGGACCCCGAGGCCCCGUUCGUGGUGCCCGAGCACCUCCGGCAGGAUGUGGAGGAGUUCGAAGCGCUCCUGGAGCAGCAGAACGGGGAGUACGUGGUCCGCGACAAGCAGCUGUGGCCCAUGAACCCAAAGCAGAAGUCUUCCACUCUGUACGAUUACUUCUCUCAGUUCUUGGAGGAGCACGGCCCUUUGGAGAUGAGCAACAGGAUGUUCUGUGAAAAGUACGAGUUCUUCCCAGAGGAGACGCGGAAGAUAGUCGCCAACGCCGGGGGCUUGAGAACCUUCCUCCUGCAGUGCCCUCGGUUCGUGGUCAUCGACAACUGCAUCGCCCUGCGCAAGUACGCCUCGCGGCUCAGGAAGAAGAGGAAGAAGAAGAACGGCAAGGGGAAGACGGAGGAAAGCUCGGCGACGGGGGAGUUCCUGCGGAUCACGCUGCCGCUGAGUUCCAUGUUCAGAGACUUUAAGCCAGACGUGACGCCCGAGCCAGCGGCCGGUGCGUCUGCAGCGCCGGCCCUGGAGGGCGCAGAGCCUGAGCCCGCACCUGCCGGUUCUCCCCAGCCGGCCGGGGAGGCCGAGGAAGCAGCACCGGCGGCGGCGUCUGGGGGUUCUCACACAUCUGCUCCCGAGGAGGAGGGGAAGCCCGAGGAGGGGAAGCCCCAGGAGGUCCUUCCUGAGGCUCCCGAGCCCGUCCCUGAGGACGCGGCUGCCCCGCAGGCCCCCUCUCCCUCUCCCAAGCCAGCCCCCGACGCCGUGAAAGCAACCUACUGGGCGCCAGCGCACUUGGUCACGGGGUACAGCUCGUUCCUCCCCUUCAGGGGGUUCGACAUCACCCAGACGCCGCCAGCGUACAUAAACGUGUUGCCGACACUGCCCGAGCGCGCCAGCCCGUACACGCCCGGGGCCACCGCCGCGUCUGAGAAUCCGCCGCAGAGGUCAGGGCCGGGGGUGCCGACUCUCGUGGCCAGCGACAGACCCGAUGACGGCGCCACUGUGUAUUUUGAGGACCCUCGUCUGAAUGCCGAGCGAGCCCCCGGCGGCCAGGUUGCGCCUGCAGCACAGAUGCAGCUCCACUGCCUGGAGGUGGCAGGAAGGUCUCAGUGCAGCGCAGAGGGCGCUGGUGCCGCCCCUGGUGAGCCCAGCGGGGACGUCAGUCACGGUGGAGAGUCUGCCUACGGGGAGGCAGAGCCAGAAGGGACCGAGGAAGCGACAGACGGUGAAGCGACAGACGGCGCCCAUGCACGCGCGGUUGCCGUACAGGUGUCCGGGAAUGUAGCACAUCAAGAAGUCAAUACUGAGCCAUACAAGCCUUUUGAGGAGCAACAGGGGGAUAUGUCCCAGAUGGAAAGGGAGCACCGCGCUCUGCAGAAGCAGCUGCAGGACGCCUGCGAAAGUUACGCGCUGAGAAGACUGCAGGGCGCGGAGGAGAUCCGGGACCUGGAGGAACAACUGAGGAGGAGCAUGGAGGAAAACGAGAUCUCACAGACGGAAUUAGAUUGGUUCCUCGAAGACUUGGAAAAGGAGGUUAAGGAAUGGCAAAAGGAGAAACAGGAGAUGCAAGAAAGGGUGAAGAUGCUGAAGAAGAAAACGAAAAAGAUUUCACAUGCCAUUGAAAUGUACGCUCAGAAGAAGGAUGGGAAGGACAAGGAGCUAGAGUUCCUUCUGCACCAGCCCUGCGAACUCAGUGAGGAAUACAUGAAGGAGAAAAUGAAACUGGAAGAGAACAUCAGGGUCGGGAAGAAGUAUUACGAGAAGAUGCUGCGAAGAUCGGUGACGGCCGAGCUGUCUGUGCUUGAAAACUCGAAGGAGACGGAAUUGCACAAGCUGUGGAUCUUGGAAUACCAAGCAGACCGGUACCUGAACACCCUGAAGAACCUGGACAGGAAAGCUGCAGUGUACAUUAACCUGGACCCUUACAUGCAGACGUGGGAAACAUUUAUUUCUGAUGUAAAGAGAGAAAUGGAGAGCGCAGCGUCUCAGUUCGAUGACCGCAUCCGGGCAGUGCGGGAGGGCUACGUGCUCCACGAGCUUCCCCAAGUGCAGAUCACGGUUCUCUCGUUCCCUCCCUACAACCCGAUGGAGCUCGGGUCGCCUCCAGAGACUCCAGGUGGCCAGGACGUGAGUCCCUCGACUUCUGCCAGUCCCGGGGCCGGAAACGGAGCAGCUGUUCCCAAAGAUGCAAGUGUGGCCUCCACCGGUGACCCCCCCGCGGGGGCUCCCUCUGCGCCACAGCCAGCCUCGCCCUCCGGUCAGCCGGGAGCCGCCCAGCCGCCAGCGAGCGCCGUCCAGGCAGCCGAGUCCAAGCCCGGGCCCGAGGCCGACCCGAAGCUGCCCGCCCCCGCGGCGCGCGCCCCCCGGGCCAGCCACUCCCCGAGGAAGCCGUUCAACACCAUCAUUGAGCACCUGUCAGUGGCGUUCCCCGGCUACAGCAGCACCGAGCUCGCUGGCUUUGUUAAAAAAGUGCGAAGCAAAAGCAAGAACUCGCUCGCGGGGCUGAGCGUGGACGACAUUGUCCAGAGAGUGACCAAGCACAUCCUGGACGAGGCGAGGAACCGCAAGCCGAGUCCAGAACAGGACAGGAGGCUGGGGGAUCCCCGCUCUGCCGAUUCUGUGACGGGACCACCGCCCGGAGCGCAGGGACAGAGGACAGAAGGCGUCCCCGCCCUGGGCGCACAUCACUGUGAAGUUUGCCACGAGGCGAUCAAACCCAAGAACGUGCGUGUGCUGACCUGCGGGCACAAGUGCCACAAAGGGUGCUUACAGAAGAGUGCGAGGGGCCAGGGCACCUGCCCGGCCUGCCUCGCGGCAGGAGAGCAGCCCGCACCCGCUGCGGGGGACCGCCUGCUGUCCUAGGCGGUCACGGCUCCCCCGGGGCGGUCUGCCGACGGUCGUCCGGGAAGAAUGACACAACACAGCCUUUGGUGUCAAAGGCAAGCAUCUCUCUGCCCCAUGUCACAGCGCUCACAGGUGGACAUCUUCAUGUAGUGGACAGUGACCUCCGCACUCUGACCGGCCACGUCGGUGACAGCCAGGUGCUACUGGGACUGGUGUAACCGCCUCCUCACGCGGGGCUGACAGCGGGCUCCUCCCGGGACGCCCCGGCGCCUCCCAGCCACACUGGGGUUCAGGGACCUGCCGGGGGGGCCCGGUUACGGUUUUCACGAGAGUCGGUCGGUGUUCCCGAAACUACGCCAACAUUCUUCCUCAAAGAUCCCGCAUUUUAAAAAUGGGCUUACGCAAACCACAUUUUAAUCAUUUGUAGUUGACGUUCAAAUAUUGGCCGAAUCAGACCCAGAUUCGAAUCCCUUCCUGUGCAGCCUCGUGUGAUUUUGAUCGUCCGUUUUAUUUCCUAAAAGUAGAUUUGUGUAAAGUGCUUAUCUGUCCGUCGUCUUGUAAAGGUAGAAUCUGGUCUUUGAAACUUGAUUCCAGGCCGCUUCCUUGUACCCGCCCAGACUUUGCGCCCCGGAAACCGAGGCCCCGUCCACGCACCCCAGCCCCAUGCUUGGAGCCCGUUUCCUGACUCCCUCGCUGUCCCCCCCGAGUGGCCUCCGUGCCGCUUCGUGACCAGACAACAGUGUCUGCGCAGCAGUAGCUCGCCUUGGGCGCCUCGGGGGUGCUCGCCACCAGCCCCCCCACCACCACCGCCAGAAACGGGCUGUCACAUGACCGGCAGUCCCGCGAGUCCCUGCCCCGCGAGCCCCGUGUUCCACGUUCGUGUGCAGUGACGCAUGCACUUGUACUGUGGCCUUCUGAUGACACUAGAAACUUGCCAAAAUCGUUCUCUCUCGUGACUUACACACAGUGGUGAGUGCAGAAGCACAAAUUCUGGACGCAUUCCGUUCCUCUCCAACAGGAGGGACCAGUACCCGUUCUCCGUUGUUCUUUGUGCCCCUGGGUGCUCCCAGCCAGCCCCGCGUUUGGGAGCCAAUCUUGCCGCCCCCCUCUGCCUUGUUCCUGUGGGUUUUGGUGUCCCCGUGACCUAGUCCGUAGCCACUUAGUCCCCGCUUUGCAGCAACUCUCCGCGCGGGUCCCUAAGCAUCGUCCGCACGUUCCCGGUGACGGAGAACCAAAGGGCCGAGAGCCGCAGGGACCAGCUCGCAGCGGCGGGUGCAGGGGGAGCGCAGAGCAGCUGGGGUGCGCGGGAACGUGUGUCAUACAUAGCUCCAGGCCUGUGAACAUGCCUUACAUGUGUCCUGUGCGUGUCAAAAUAAAGAGUAUUUUUAAAUGA